Molecule: messenger RNA, 7251 nt
Organism: Klebsormidium nitens
Lineage: Eukaryota; Viridiplantae; Streptophyta; Klebsormidiophyceae; Klebsormidiales; Klebsormidiaceae
Source: the annotation of a GenBank genome assembly
CCCAGAAAGCCAAGAGGGCGCUUUGACAGGCGCUUGUAACAUGCGCCUGUUGGGAGGGCAAGCAGGAUGGGCCCUCCAAUGGCGGACUUUGGGGACACCCUUCCUGCUUCUGCAGAGGAGAGCUUUCGGCGCGUCCCAUUGUGCCGUGUCCAGAAUCAGAAGCUGUGCCUGGCGGUGGACUUGAAAGCGCAAACUCUUGAAGGGUACACUGAGCUCGACGUCUUCUCCCCCCCUGCGGACGCCCCUCGCAUCCUGGGCCUCCAUGCCAACGGCCUCCAAAUCUCCAGGAUCUUCGUGGAAGGCGCCCCCGCGAAGUUUCAGCAACUCGCUCCCCCCGCUGGCCAGACUCGGGUGCGGUCUCUGCAGCAGGUGUAUGCAGCAACCAAAGAGGAUAAUCCAAACAACGCAGGCGAGAAGGUUUACAGGGACUAUGUCCGGUUGUUGCAAGAGGAAUCUGAGCCUGAGCUGCUCAUUCACCUCCCAGAGGUGUUGCAAGAAGCGGGGGCAAGCCAUGAGCCAAUCGUGGGGGUUACGUCUGACGGUUUUGGUGCAAAUGGGGCGCAAGUGGAAGCCACUGGGGGGCCUGGAAGGGAGGGGCACCCGAAUGGGGGGGUGGAAAACGGGGCGGACUUGAAGGGGGUGGAAAACGGGGCAGUGGGAAUUGGACAGACUGGGGAAACGAAGGAGAAGGGGCAUGAAAGAGAAGCAGGGACAGCUGAGAAUGGAUUGGCGCUUGUUGAAGGUUCAGGUGGGCGGAGGACUGAGCCAGUGGAAGUGGAGAAGGGAGACGAGGGGAAAGAGGAGCCUAGCGGAAAAGAGACUGGGACACCGGAGAAAGGGACGCCGGAGAAAGGGACACCGGAGAAAGGAGAGCCCUCUGGGGGGAGAAACAGGAGUGACGAGAAGGAGAAGAAAGGGAGUGCCAGGAAGGGGAGCGCCAAAGAUGGGAAGGAGAUCGAGGCCAAAGAUGAGACGAGCACAACGCUGCUUCGAGUGCGCAUCGGGUUCCGGGUGAAGCAUGCGCGUGCUGGAGUGAACUUCCAGGGUGACGUCAUGCAUACAAACAACCAGCUCCGGAGGGCGCGGUGCUGGUUCCCCUGUGCGGACACUUCCGAACAUCCCCACAGCUUCGACCUGGAAUACACUGUGGACGCGCAACUGAUGGCGAUCAGCAGCGGGGAGCUCUUGUAUCAGGCGUUCACGAGCGCGGCGGAGCAGCGCAAGGUGUGGGCGUACCGGGUAGCUGCCCCGACCACCCCGGGCCUGAUCUCGCUGGCGGUGGGCCCCUUCGUGGUGCUCCCGGACGUUCAGGCCCCGGCCAUCACGCACGUCUGCAUGCCGGGGCACCUCAAGAAGCUGCGCCAAACCGUGCACUUUCUGCACACCGCUUUCAGCACGUACGAGGAGUACCUGGACCUGCCGUUCCCCUUCAGUUCGUACGUGCAAGUGUUUCUGGACUCAGAAGCGGCGUACGAAACCGCCACCAUGGGCCUCUCCACGGCCCUGCUCAGCGCACACCUCCUGGUGGACGACCGCAUUAUUGAUCAGACGUCAGCGACCCGCAUCAAGCUGGCCUCCCUCCUGGCCCGCCAAUGGUUCGGCGCCUUCAUCACAGCCGACUCGUCAGCGGACGUGUGGCUGAUCGACGGCCUGGCGGCCCUCCUGACGGACGUCUUUGUGCGGCGCCACCUGGGCAACAACGAGCUCCGCUACCGCCGCUACAAGGAGUAUGAGGCGGUGUGCCUCGCUGACGUUGACGGCGCUGCUCCGCUGAGCAUUCCAGAUUUGGACGAAUCCGAGAAGGCAGCCGGCCCGGCCGUCCAACUGGAGGAGCUCGAGAGGAGCAGCGUUCGGACUUGGAAGGCGAAGGCCGUGCUGGCAAUGCUGGAAAAGCAGGUCGGGCCGGACGGCUUCAAAAAGUGCAUCCAGGAGCUGGUGACCCAGGCCAGGGACGGGCGCCGGCCAGGGCGAGCUGUCACCACUCGAGACUUCCAGGCCAUUUUGCGGAAGGUCGGCGGCCAGGACAAGCGCGCGCUCAAAGAGUUCUUUGCGCGAUGGGUCAAGUCUCCCGGCUGUCCACGCAUCAGUGUCGCCUUCAAUUACAUCCGGCGACGCAACUUGCUGGAGGUGGCUCUCGUGCGGACUGCCACCGCUUCCGCCGAUCCCGCCGUACUGGCUGCAUCCAGUGGCGCAAAGUCCAGCGACUUGAGCGACAUCAACCCCGAAAGCGGCUGGCCAGGGUCGCUGCCCAUCCGCGUGCAGGAGCUGGACGGCAGCUUCGACCACCUGGUGGCGCUGUCGGGCGACCCAUUUGACAAGGCGGAGCUGCAGUGCCACUCCAAGCUGACGGCCGCCAAGAAGCUCAUCGCCAAGGAGGGCAAACCCACCAAGCGCAAAGGGAAGUACGGUCAGAAGAAGAAGGGGGCGCCCGCAGAAAUUGAGGAAGACGGAGAGCUCGGGGGGCCGCUCAAGGUGCUGGCUGGUGCGGCUAACGGGGCGCGGGAACACAACGUGGACUCUGCGGUGGUGUGGGUGCGCGUCAACCCGGACCUGGACGUUCUUGCCGAGCUGCACGUUCAUCAGACGGAGCAUAUGUGGAUUGCCCAGCUGGAGAAGGACCGAGACGUGGUGGCUCAGGUGGAGGCGAUCACGGCGCUCGGGGCUCUGCCCCGGCCGACCUUCGCAGCCAUGAAUGCGCUCAACAAUUGCUUGGCAGACGGCCGGGUGUACUGCCACGUGAGAGCGGAGGCGGCCAGAGCCCUCGGUCGAACGGCCAAGGAGAGCACCAACUGGGCGGGGCUGGACAUGCUGCUCAAGUUUUACCGCAGCCGGCGGUACGACCCGGACGUCGAGCAGCCAAAGCCAAACGACUUUUCCGACUUCCGGGACUACUUCGUGGAUCAGGCCAUCCCUGGGGCCGUGGCUUCCGUGCGCGGGAGUGACGGCUUCUCGCCGCUCGAGGCGGUCGAGUUCUUGCUAGAAGUGCUCAAGUACAACGACAAUAGUGCCAACGCUUUCUCCGACGGCAACUGGUUGGCGGUUGUCAUUGAGGCCGUUGGCGCGGCCAAGUACAGUCCGCAGACGCGCACGCAGCACUUGCCCAAACUCCUGAAACAGCUCGACAAACACCUCCAGUACGACCGGUUGCUCCCCAGCCACGGCCACGUGGUGACUAUUAGCUGUCUCCGCACGCUCGCCAGGCUGGCGUGCCAAAUGCCGCGGGACGAAACCCUAAAGGAGCGCCUUCAGGUGUUGUUGCUGCAGCACACGUCGGCCCGCCACGUGUACAAGGUCCGCGUGGCCGCGUUCCGCUCGCUCAUGGACCUGGAGCACCGCUGGGACGGGCCUACCGCAGCCCUCCACGUGGCACUCAAGGUGGCCGACAACCGCGAGCCAGCCAAAGAGGACUCAGCCCAAUCCGCGACUUCCAAGAUUUUGGCGCGGACUGAUCGGGGCUUCGGAGCUCCUUUUUGCGCAGUCGUGACGAAGCUGCUGACGUACGCCAGCCGGCUGUGGGCCUCGCAUAAGGGGGUGGCUACCCCUGAGGGCGGCGCGGUGGCGGGGGGUGGCCGGUUGCAAGGCCUGGUGACCAGCAGGCGGGGCUGGCGGGACGUGCGCCUCCGACACGUGGCCUUCAUGCUGGACCAACAGAUGCACGGCAGGCCCGCCACCCUGUUCCGCAUGUACACCACGCACGGCAUCGACCUCCCACAACCAGAAGCCCCCCCCUCAGAAGCUCAGGCGGCGGCCCCCCCUUCCGGGAAAGAGGAGGGCCACGUGCCCCUGCUUGUUCGGAUUCGGCGGGCCGGCUCCGAGAGCGUGGCAGAGCCCACCAAGACGGACGGAACCAAAAUUUUCGUGCGGCUCCCCAGGCCGGGGGGCAUGGCCGCCCCUUCCGCCACACAAGACAGCCUGAAGGUCCGUCUGAAGCUGUCCCACGGCCCGCUGCGCUCCUCCCAGCUGGGUCCUGACGCGUCCGAGGGCGCCGGGACGUCCGUCCGGCAGGCCGUCGAGCGUCCGGAGGCAACGGAGAGAAGCAGCCAACCCGAGGCCGGCCCCGGUCACAUGGACGAGGCACACCAAGAGGCGUCCACGCCCCUGCGAAGCGCCUCGGUGGAAGGAGAACCGGGCGAAGGGGGCCCGCCCCGGCCCCACAUCGAAUUACCGCGGCCGGGCGCCCGCAAGUUCCGCUCCGCGACAGCGCGAGUCCCACGCACGCUGUCUCUGGUGCCGAUUGCGAACUUGGUGGAAACGGAGGCGGGGGGGCCGAGCGAAGGGGAAGGGGCACCCCCUGACACGGAGGACGGCAGCAUGGAAGUUCUAGAGGUACCCGCUAUGGCAGUGCAGAGUGAGGGGAAGCUUAGAGAGUUGUCUUCGGAGGGGGUGCCGGGGGAUGCGGCGUUGGCGGAACUGGCGGCAAAGGAGGCGGCAAUGCGCGAGCGGAUGGCGCAGAUCGAAGCAAUGCUGGCGGCGGAAAAUGGAAACGACAGCAGGGGGGUUGCCGAGGUUGGAGAGGAGCGGAACGAGCCGAAGGAAGAAGGAGAGAUAGAGGAGGAAGAAGGGGAGAUUCGGGCCGCGAAAGGAAGCGGGGACGGAGAGAAAGUUCUUCAGAAGAAGAGCGAAGGGGAGGGGGUGCCGGCCAAACGGGAAGGGGAACAAAAAAGGACAGAGGCACAGGGCGAGCGUGGAGCGAGGGUGCAUAAAGGGGACGAGAAGGAGAGGUUGAAGAAGCAGAAGAAGGGAAAAGGCAAGAAGAAGGGUGACAAGAAGAGGGGCGAAGGAGUCGAAAACAAGGGGCUGAAGCAGGGUGAGGGAGGCACGGUACCUGAAACGAAAGCAGAAGGCCGGGUGGAGACUGUGGUUCUGGAACCGUCCGAGGAAGGCGAGAUCAAGUCGCCGAAGGGCUUAGGAGACGAGGUUGCAGCGCAGAAGCGCAGCAAGGACGCGCCGGGGCGGGUGUUGACAAUCGCGGACGAAGAAGAGGAAGGAGAGGUCAGGGUUGAAGGGGAAAGUCGAUUGCCCGUUCGCAAAGAUGUCGAAAGGUCGUUCAAGGGGCCAAGAUUGAAAGAAAAGAAGGGGGCGCCCGUCGAGGGGCCAGAACUGGGGGAAGGAACGGGGGCGCCGAUUGUGCCUGUGAAGAUCACUGGGCAGGUUGAGGGGGGCAAGAAAAAGAGCGGGCUGAAAUUGAGCCUUGGGAAGGGAGCGCUUUCAGAGAAGGACGUUGAGAGACUUAAAAUGGUCAGGGGUCUAGUUCCUCUUCGCAAAGAUAUUGGGAAAUUCGUCGAGGGGCCAAAGCCGAGGGAAGAAAAAGGGGCCCCAACCGCUCUUGUGAAAGGUACUGGGCAGGCUGAGGGCGUCAAAAAAAAGAGUGGGCUGAAAUUGAACCUUGAAAAGGGAGCAAUUUUGAAGACGGUUAACGAGGGGCAAGGACCGGACGCCACUCCUGUCAAACGAGAGAAAGCCGCAGACAUCGGUGUGAUUGCAGUAACUCCCAAGGCGGAGUUACUGCCAACGAAGGAAGCACCCGCAAAGGCACCCGGCUUCAAGCUGAAGCUGAAGCUGAAAGGAGUGGUAGUUGGGGACAAAGGGCCCCCCGGGAAGGGUGUGACGCCGACGGAAAGUGCGCGGCCGAGCCCGGGGGUCGACUCGCAGGGGAGGCUUUGGAAGGGCGUCAAGACGGAGACGGAGCAGCCGCCGGCCGAGGCCCAGACCCCGUCCGCUCGCAAAGGCCCUGAGAGCAGCGAUGAUGAGAAGCGUAGGGACAAGCUCAAGGGGAUGAGCGACGAGGAGUACCAGCGGAUGAAGGCGGCGAAAAAGGAGGAUAAGCGGAGGCGAAAGGAGGAGAGGAGACGACGGAAGAGCCUGGGGGCGGGGGAGGCGGAGGCCGCAGCAAGGGGCGCUGCAGAAAAUGAAGAAAGGGCAUCGCUGAAUAAAAAGAAAUCAACGGCGGAGGAUGUGAGGAAGAGCGAAGAAAGGGCGGCAGAAGAUGAGCGGCCUGGGGCGACCGGUGGUGACGUCACUGCCGAUGGUUUGCGUGCAUCGGAGCUCCAAGCCGGAGGGGAAACACCACGGGUGAGAGUCAAGCGGGAAGCAGAGGCAAGGGCCGGGGAGGAGGGUGCGGCGGGGACUGAGCGCGGGGAACACGUGGCAGACGCUGGAGUGCUCGCGAGCACAACAGGAGGUAGCGUUCUCGGAAAGAGGGGAAGGGAUGGGGGCGUGGGCUCGGGGAGUCACUUCGGGAAGCUGACGUCAGAUAUUGACGAGCUGGAAGCGGAAAUCGGGGACGUGAUUCCGUCACCGGCGAAGGAGGAACGGAAGCGGCGGCGGAUGCGUGAAGGAAGCGCCGGGGGCGGAACAGGAGCGGAAGUUGGGUUUGCGAACGUGGGCGAACGCGUUUUGGGCGACUUGGAUGACUUGGAAGGGCCGCAGGCGCGGGGGCUGGGGUCGCCGGACGAGGCGGAGAAGAAAAAGCAGGAGCGGUUGCGGAGAGUGAAGGAGAUGCUGGGCAAGAAAAGAGGGGCAGGAGGGGUAGAGAUGGAAGCAAGAAUUGGCGGGGAAGAAGGCCGAGCGAAGGAAAAGAUGGGGAAGGGGAACAGUGGGGGACCGAUGGAGGCGAGGGGAGGGGCUGCGGAGACGGCCUUUGGGUUCAGCCGCGAGUGGAAGGUGAGGGAGGCGAAGGGUGCUUCAGGGAAGUCACAGGGAGAGAAAAAUGAGAGCACGGAAGGAGGCGGUUUGCGGGACGGGCAGUGGGAGGAUGAUGCGGAGAAGCGGGCAAAGGUGAGCGGAGACAAGAGGGAAAAGAUUUCAGCGGCAGAGCUAAAGGCAGGAGCGCAACCACGGGAAGCGCCGCAGAUCGAUCGGAUACGGAUCAAAAAAGAGAGGGGCACGGAAGAGCGAUUGAAGCGGGUAAAAGACGAGCGAGGCGGAGAAGUAUUGACACUAGACGGUGACAGGGGAACUAAAGGGGCUUCUCUCGAGGGCGCUAGAGGUUUGGAGGAUCAGGCAGAGCCUAUUGACACGGGACAGUACGGGGCAGAGGGCGUCGAGAAAGAGGGGGAGAAACGGGAGGGGGAGAGGAAGCGGAAGAAAAACCGGGACGAGAAGCGGGGGUCGAAGCCCAAAAAGAGGAUGAAGUCGUUGGACGCUUUGCUGGAGGAGGAAGCGAGUCGUCCGAAACCGGAGGUUGAAAUGGGCCCAGUGAAGAUGGAAGCGGGUCAAGAAUAUAGCAGCGCUGAUCAGUGGCAGCACUGA